This is a messenger RNA of Talpa occidentalis (Iberian mole), 4547 nucleotides long. It is a transcript of the gene LGR5, whose product is annotated as leucine rich repeat containing G protein-coupled receptor 5. Gene Ontology annotation, biological process: G protein-coupled receptor signaling pathway. The record is from RefSeq and is a predicted model, not a curated record. Gene Ontology annotation, molecular function: protein-hormone receptor activity; protein binding; G protein-coupled receptor activity. The transcript has 18 exons. Gene Ontology annotation, cellular component: membrane. The coding region runs from base 280 to 3003 and encodes 907 amino acids. NCBI's taxonomy places the organism in Eukaryota, Metazoa, Chordata, Mammalia, Eulipotyphla, Talpidae.
CCACACAGCGCAGGCCGCCUGCAGCAGCAACGCGCUUCGCCCCUGCGGUGGCUGCAGCGAGGGCCGCUCCCCAGGCCCGCGUGGCCGCAGCGGGCACGGCCCGGCCCCGCCGCGCUAGUCCUCCGCGCCCCCGCCGGGGGGCAGGAGCAAGGCGCCCCGCGCUGCACGCGCCCGUGGAGCUGCAGAACCCGCCGAGUCGCGUCCGCCGCGCCACGCCGCGCAGCAGCCCCGACGGUGCCCUCCGACUGCGUCUCGCCGGCCGCCCUCUGCCCCGGCACCAUGGACACCUCCUUCGUCUGCGCGCUGCUGUCCUUGCCGGUCCUGCUCCAACUGGCGGCCGGGGGCGGCUCCCCGAGGCCCAGCGCGCUGCUGCGAGGGUGCCCCCAGCACUGUCAGUGUGAGCCCGACGGCAGGAUGCUGCUCAGGGUGGACUGCUCGGACUCGGGGCUCUCGGAACUGCCCGCUAACCUCAGCGUCUUCACCUCCUACCUGGACCUCAGCAUGAACAACAUCAGUCAGCUGCCUCCGUAUCCCCUCCACAGUCUCCGCUUCCUAGAGGAGUUACGUCUUGCCGGAAACGCUUUGACAUACAUUCCCAAGGGAGCAUUUGCUGGCCUUGAUAGUCUGAAAGUUCUUAUGCUGCAGAAUAACCACCUGAGACAGGUACCCAUGGAAGCGCUACAGAAUUUGCGGAGCCUUCAGUCGCUGCGUCUGGAUGCCAACCACAUCAGCUACGUACCCCCUGACUGUCUCAGCGGCCUGCAUUCCCUGCGGCAUUUGUGGCUGGAUGACAAUGCUUUAACAGAAAUCCCUGUCCAGGCUUUCAGAAGUUUAUCAGCAUUGCAGGCCAUGACCUUGGCCCUGAACAAAAUCCACCACAUACCAGACUAUGCCUUUGGAAACCUCUCCAGCUUGGUGGUUCUGCAUCUCCAUAACAAUAGAAUCCACUCCCUGGGAAAGAAAAGCUUUGAUGGACUCCACAGCCUAGAGACUUUAGAUUUAAAUUACAAUAACCUUGAUGAGUUCCCUACUGCAAUCAGGACACUCUCUAACCUGAAAGAACUAGGAUUUCACAGCAACAAUAUUAAGUCGAUACCUGAAAAAGCAUUUGUAGGCAAUCCUUCUCUUAUUACAAUACAUUUCUAUGACAAUCCCAUCCAGCUUGUUGGAAAAUCUGCUUUUCAACAUUUACCUGAAUUAAGAACACUAACUUUGAAUGGUGCCUCGCAAAUAACUGAAUUUCCUGAUUUAACUGGAACUGCAAGCCUGGAGAGUCUGACUUUAACUGGAGCACAGAUCUCAUCUCUUCCUCAAACCGUCUGUGAUCAGUUACCUAAUCUUCAAGUGCUUGAUCUGUCUUACAACCUGCUAGAAGAUUUACCCAGUUUCUCAGUCUGCCAAAAGCUUCAGAAAAUAGACCUCCGCCAUAACGCAAUCUAUGAAAUUAAAGUUGACACUUUCCAGCAGUUGCUUGGCCUCCGAUCUCUGAAUUUGGCUUGGAACAAAAUUGCCAUUAUUCACCCCAAUGCUUUUUCUACUCUGCCAUCUCUAAGAAAGCUGGACCUAUCGGCCAACAGCCUGUCGUCUUUUCCUGUAACUGGGUUACAUGGUUUAACUCACUUAAAAUUAACAGGAAAUCAUGCCUUACAGAGCUUGAUAUCAUCUGAAAACUUUCCAGAACUCAAGGUUAUUGAGAUGCCUUAUGCUUACCAGUGCUGUGCAUUUGGAGUGUGUGAGAAUGUCUAUAAAAUUUCUAAUCAGUGGAAUAAAGGUGACAACAGUAGUACAGAAGACCUUCACAAGAAAGAUGCUGGGAUGUUUCAACUUCAAGAUGAGCGUGACCUUGAAGAUUUUCUGCUUGAUUUUGAGGAAGAUCUGAAAGCCCUUCAUUCGGUGCAAUGCUCACCUUCCCCAGGCCCCUUCAAACUCUGCGAGUACCUGUUCGGUAGCUGGCUGAUCCGGAUAGGAGUGUGGACCAUAGCGGUUUUGGCACUUACUUGUAACGCCUUGGUGACUUCAACAGUGUUCCGAGCCCCUCUGUACAUUUCUUCCAUAAAACUGCUAAUUGGGUUGAUCGCAGCGGUGAACAUGCUCAUGGGGGUCUGCAGCGCGGUGCUCGCUGGCGUGGAUGCCUUCACUUUUGGCAGCUUUGCGCAGCACGGGGCGUGGUGGGAGCAGGGCAUCGGCUGCCAGGUCGUCGGAUUUUUGUCCAUUUUUGCUUCGGAAUCGUCUGUUUUCCUGCUCACCCUGGCAGCCCUGGAGCGUGGCUUCUCUGUGAAAUACUCAGCAAAGUUUGAAACGAAAACGAUUUUCUCCAGCCUGAAAGCUGUCAUCGCGCUCUGCGUGCUGCUGGCGGCCACCAUCGCCACGGUGCCCCUGCUGGGGGGCAGCGAGUACAGUGCGUCCCCACUCUGCCUGCCACUGCCCUUUGGGGAGCCCAGCGCCUCGGGCUACACGGUGGCGCUCGUCUUGCUCAAUUCCCUCUGCUUCCUUGUGAUGACCAUCGCCUACACCAAGCUCUACUGCAAUUUGGAAAAGGGAGACCUGGAGAAUAUUUGGGACUGUUCCAUGGUGAAGCACAUCGCCCUGUUGCUCUUCACCAACUGCAUUCUCUACUGCCCGGUGGCUUUUUUGUCCUUCUCCUCUUUACUAAACCUCACAUUUAUCAGUCCCGAAGUAAUUAAAUUUAUUCUUCUGGUGAUUGUCCCGCUUCCUGCCUGUCUCAAUCCCCUCCUCUACAUCCUCUUCAAUCCCCAUUUUAAGGAAGAUUUGGGGAACCUAGGAAAGCGAACCCACUUCUGGACAAGAUCAAAACACUCAAGCCUCAUGUCUAUUAACUCUGAUGAUGUUGAGAAACAGUCCUGUGACUCCACCCAGGCCUUGGUGACCUUCACCAGCGCCAGCAUAGCCUACGACCUGCCUUCCAAUUCCGGGGCCCCACCGGCUUAUCCUUCGACUGACAGCUGUCAUCUUUCAUCGGUUGCAUUUGUCCCAUGUCUGUAAUCAACAGAGAAGAGAAAACCUUUUCAAAAAUUGAAGAUCCAAAAACAUGAACUUGAGUACAUCAGAGAAGUAGUUAAAAUGAGCUGAGCUGAAUUUGAUUUUGCUUAAAAUCUUCCAGUGUGAAAAAGCUAACAAACUGUUAAUACGGGGGACACAAAAAGUAAAUCUAAAUGCUGCUUGUAUAAUUUGUUCAGCUAAGAGAUAGAGCAGUCACACUAUUUAGAUAAACCCGGCUUUUGAGUGAGAGAGAGAGAGAGAGAGAGAGAGAGGAGAUUCUCUGUGAUUUUAAUGGAAUUCUCUUAAACUUACUAAUCUAAUGAUAAGGGAGCAUAACCACUUGCUCACAAAAGGAUUUUUUAACCUAAAAACUCCUCAAAUGGUGACUGGAGGUAGUAGGAAAUAGGGUUUUAAAUGGUCUAUGUUACUAAGUAAAAAUUGUGACCAAAGGACUUUAUUUUAAUGACUUCAUGGAGAUGUUUUAAUCCUCCUUGGCGUUUCCUCAGAAAGGAUCCUUCCAGGUCACCAGCUCCCCUCCUACCCCCAUGGAUAAAGUAAGACAUUAUUCACUCACUGUGUUCACAUUUUUUGGAGACACAAAGUUUCCUAUAUCAGCAUUAGAUAGUCCCCACCUUCAGUGGAAUGAAAUUGCUUACAAAUACUUUGAAAGAUAAAUGAACUCAAAUUCUUAAACUGUCACUAAGGCAAUCAUGUAUAGGUAAGUUUUGCCUUACCUAAUUUAUUUUUUAACUCCUUGGUUCCCAGAGUUCAGAAGACAAGUCCAUUGCCAGCAAUGGACACGUCUAGAAAAGAUGGUAAGCAACCUGGAAUUUUUUUUUUCCUGGGUGGGUGCUCAUUUUUGGCAUGAGUUGUAUCAGUUGGCUGCAUUUUAAAGUAAUGAUCAAAUGUAGACGUGACAUAAAUUCACUGACACAACUUCUUAUAGUUUCUCCAGUAACUCUUGCAACUAUGUUUGAAACCACUUGGGAUUCAACAGAGACUUGAUAACAUAUAAUGCUGAUUAUUUAGCUUGGUUUUAGCUGUGUUGUCUUUGGAUCAUCCUACCUGAUGUCAGGAACAUGACCUCUAUACGUAUUCCAUUUUAAAUACAUGUUUUGGGUAUUUUAAAAGCCAAAAGCAUUAAAUAUUGUAGGUCACAGGAUUAAUUCAAAACGACUAUUCUAUAUUAGUUUCAGUACAACAAAACCAAAAGACUGUUAGGUAGAUUUAUUUUUAUAUAAGCAUGUUUAUUUUGAUCAGAUGUUUUAACUUGGAAUUGAAAAAAAUACAUUUAUGAGAUGUUUUAUAAGAUGUGUAAAUAUAGAACUGUAUUUAUUACUACAGUAAAGAUUCAAUGACACUAAGGAUCAUGAUAAUAAACCAUGUACAGUGGCAUAUUCUUCCAUAUAUAUUGUUUCUUUGUCCACUCUCUUUAAAUUCAUUAACUGUAUAUAAUAUAUGUAAAUGUAUAGUACUUGUAAAUAAAUUCCAAACUUGCUUUUCUAUUGGAUGCAAAAUAAAAGAAAUUUGUAAUAAAAUGUGUGACU